Molecule: messenger RNA, 1427 nt
Organism: Lymnaea stagnalis (great pond snail)
Lineage: Eukaryota; Metazoa; Mollusca; Gastropoda; Lymnaeidae
Source: the annotation of a GenBank genome assembly
AGCAUUUGAUAUUAUAAAAGGGUAAUAAAAUGCCCAAGAUAGACAACCCCUAUGCAUUGGAAUCCUGCUUUGUUAGCUGGCAGAACAAACUUGUGAAAAGAGAUGCAUCUCUCAAUCAUCCACUCAGGCCAAAACAUUGGACUUCUGACAGAUAUUCUCUAAUGUACGAUCUUCUUCCGUACAGAGAAAGACUUGAUCAGUCGCAAAUAUACACGAGGUAAGAUGUUGAGCAAUCGUAGUGUUCAAUAUUUCAACAACCGUUCCUGGUCUCCGGUUGACUUGUCUGUGGUGGCUUGUCGAUUAGGAGGCGUCGGCCACCGACCCCCUCGACGUUACCCGGAAAACACGACCACUGGGCGCGUCCCGCGUGGGCAGACAAGGGAUGUGCUCGGUACCUGCCGUACAUAAAACAGCUUCUACAGGGCUGCCAGUUGUGAUAUUUCCCAACUGGAACAAUAGACAGUGACAGGGUAGGGAUCAUGAUUACAAGUUGCCUUUAAUGGAUAUGAGGCGAAGGUGGUAACCUCUGGCCGAUGAUUCUUACUACGCAGCCCUGAGAAGCUGCUCCAAGGCAACCGUUUCGUCCCUGGUGCAUCGCGAAUUAGUUGCGUUGUGGAAACCCACUGUAGAAUGCCUCUUAUAGGGCGUCUAACGCUUCCCCGGGAUGGGAGGGGGAAGAUCAUAAUAUUUCAACAACAACAAAAUAUCGAAAUUAUUAUGUAUCUGGCUAGCUGUGGUAACCCGGUAUGUCAGACCACUGUAAUAAUAAUAAUAAUAAUAAUCUUGAUGGAGUUAUGAAUUGGUAAAUUUACUAUUUUAAUAUUUAAAUUUUAGAAGUAAAAUAAAGUAACACAAACAAAUAAUUUUACCCAGGAAUUCCAGGAAAAAAUAUGUAGGUCACCUGAAAUCAAUUUUGAGUAAAUUGCCAAGUCAAUCAACCUUACAAAUUCGUUGGCACAUCAGCAAAGAGGUGCCUGCCUUUUCAGUAGAUUUUCUGUAUCAAUAUCUUUCAAGGUAAAUUAUAGUAUUUGAAACAUUCACAUUCUAAGGUUCUCAGAUAACAAUUUCAAUCUUUAUAUAUAACUAGAAUAUAUGAUCCGUUGUUACCGGGAUAACAAUUUCAAAAUUUAUAAAUUUGCAAUCUUGUAAACACACAAUGUUGUAACAAGAAAGCUAGAUUUUUCAAUUUGACUUUCUUAUGGUGUAAUCGACUCUGACGCCAAAUAUCUUUUUACAAUUAAAUUUUUGUUAAGAGAAUUGCAUCUCCAACAUUUUCUUUUAUGCUAAUUGUUUGUUUUGUUAAUUUUGAGCUAUCUCCCUUUAUUAAAGAUUCGGUAAACUAGAAGCUCUUUACCAGAUGGCAACCAAUGCAGUUCUGGCGGUGUUCAGGACUGAGCAGACGGCCAGAGUUGUACUUAAUAAUCGUG